UAGUUCUUCUUUUUCUCCUUCAACCCCGCCCAACAACUACGUCAGCGGAAGUACGCUGACUGAGCGUACGUGAGCGAGCCGAGGUCACAUUGGUGCAGUGUCGUAAUGUUUUGAGAAAACAGCGGCGCUAUGGAGGCAGCUAACGCAGAGGAGAUCCACCUGCGGCACGUGGAGACGGACGUCCUGAUCCCCAAGAUGAUGAGGGAGAAGGCCAAGGAGCUCUGUGCAGAGAGGGUUGAAGCCUUCGCCCACUGCUGCAGAGAAUCUGGUUUCUUCAUGGUGUUCAAGUGUCGGGAGGAGAAUUCUGUACUGAAGGAAUGUCUGACACAACACUACAAGGACCCCGAGUUCUACGAGCAGUGCAAGCAGGAGUACAUCCGAGAGAAACUGGAAUUCGAAAGGACAGGCAUCCCUUCGAAGAACAGGAAACAAAAACUCCCAACGAGCAUGUAGUGAACACAACACACGACGCCCAAACAACUCCCUUCCUUUUGAAGGGGCAGACUACCGAGCACGAGGCCCCUAACCAGAACCAGAGCCUGCACAAAGUCCUCAACACCAUGGACACGUGUUCAACUGGUGGAGUUUAUAACUGAUAAAGCUUCAAGCCCGUGUUUAAUUCACAUCUGUGCUGUUUGUGAUUAUAUAAUCAAGAUGAUGCCUUUUGUUUUUGUUUUUCUGUAUAUUUGCUAAAAUAAUUUAAAUCAGAUGGCCCCAGUUGUUGCAUUGGAAUGAUCUCGGUUGAAUCAGAAGUAUUCACAUGACAUAUACCAAUGAGCCCAGUGAUAGAUAAGAGUGCAGCACUUAUGAGGCAAGCAGUCGUGAAUGGAGGGGAUGCUCAAUAUCUGCUGAACCCUUUGUGUUUAUGUUUAUGUUCUAUAUGCAAAGACAUGAGAGUCUGGUAUGUUGCCUCUGCCUGGACCCGCAGCCUAAAAUGAUCAUCCUCAGAAGGUGAAAGAUGCCACCAGAUGAGACUUAAGUACAGUACUCAUACAGUGAUUUCUGACAACUAACCAAUUACAAAAUAAUGUAACACCUGCAGUGAAAUGUGACUUUGUAAAUAUUCUGUGGCAGUAAAGUGAAUUUCAGUGGCAA
Messenger RNA from Scophthalmus maximus (turbot), 1095 nucleotides. RefSeq names its product C-x(9)-C motif containing 1 (gene cmc1). The record is from RefSeq and is a predicted model, not a curated record. The transcript is spliced from 4 exons. Lineage: Eukaryota; Metazoa; Chordata; Actinopteri; Pleuronectiformes; Scophthalmidae. Bases 130 to 453 code for a protein of 107 amino acids. Gene Ontology annotation, cellular component: mitochondrion.